CUUAGUUUACAUUAGGUAUUUUAAAGAUACUGAAGUCCCUGGAUUCGGCGGUAAACAUGAAAUUGGAUGAGGUUUGUCUUCUUUUAUGCUAACGUGCCCUAGUUGCCAAUCUAUACAGAGUGUAUCGGCAAUAAGACGUAUGUUCUCGAAAGAUUAGAGCCAAACCCAGUUAAAAAUAUUCUUAUGGAUUCUGUUCGUCCCAUAAGGACAAAAGCUCAAGAAGUUCUUACACUCUCACAGAAACAUGCAUUGAAGUACCAAUCAAAACUUAGCAGUUUCACGGCAUCUAUAGCUAAAACAAUAAGGGACGAACCGGUUAUAUUAGCUCGUCUAGGAUUCAUUGUUAGUUGUAGUUUGGGAGGCUGGGUCCUUGGAUAUAAAGGCCGUUCUUUCCGCAAGUUGGUUUACGCAUCCAUAUGUGGUUCUGUUGCAACCGUUGUUUCCUUUCCUAAUGGUUCCUUAUCUAACCUCAAGUACGCCUUUGAUAUAGGGUCGAACAAGUUCUCCAAGAUAGCAGAAAGAUUCAAUUCCUAGGAGGUGUGGGUAUGCACACAGUUUGGUUAUCCGUGAGAUAAUUAACCUACUUCGCAGUGUGUAAUUACAUUUUAGCCUAAUCAGUCAUAAAGUUACGAACAAACUCUUUUUUCUUCAAGGCCUUGGGUUCAGAUAUUCAUUCAUACGAAUCUCUCCAUCGUUUGUAUUCAUCUUAUCGUCCUAGUGUGGUGUGACAACUUGGGUCUACACAUACGAUAGGCUCUUCGUUAAUCGUAAAUUACGGACAGUCGAAUCGUUUGCUAGUGGUCUGAUUUAUGGUUAGAAUACGUCAUAUAUAUGUAUAUAUAUAUAUAU
This is a messenger RNA of Schistosoma rodhaini, 849 nucleotides long. The record is from the annotation of a GenBank genome assembly. NCBI's taxonomy places the organism in Eukaryota, Metazoa, Platyhelminthes, Trematoda, Strigeidida, Schistosomatidae.